UGCUGGUCUAAGUGAGGGUUGCUUUGACAAAUUAAAAAACUCAUCAAUUUCGCAGACACUGUCCCAAAGAUAUUUUUCUAAAAUCAUUAUUCUAAGUUCAGCAAGCGCUCUUCGUCCUUUAUUUCCGGUACCUGUGUUCAAACAGGAACAGUCAAACGGGCCACGCAGCUUCAAGAAUUACUGCUGCUUAUUGUUUGAGUUGUUUUAAGUAAAUUUGACAAAAUAUAACUGAAUUGAUUUGAAGUAUUUUAUCGUAAAGAGGUUUUUACCCAUCCGGCAAACCUUAUCGUUACUGAAGCCUAUGAGGUAUGGCCCCCUCGAGGCAGUUCGCCAACCACCCAGAUCCCAUGGAUUUGUGGCUUGAAACACAAGGAUAUUACAGAAAGUUGACAGCCAGAGAUGGUUCUUGUUUGUUCAGAGCAAUAGCAGAACAGGUAUAUUACACUCAGAAAUUUCACCCAGAUGUAAGGAAAUUGUGUAUUGAUUAUUUACGUAAUCAUUUGGAACUUUUCAAUGAGAUCAAUAUAGAAACAGAAAUUGAAACUCACUUGGAACAUCUUCAAAAUCCUACUUGUUGGGGGAGCUUGCUUGAAAUUACUGCACUUUCUCAUCUCUUCAAGAUUGACAUAUUUAUAUUCAAGGAGGUUGGAGUAGCUGCGGAAAAUGCUGCGAAUACUUUUUAUGGGAAAAAAGUAAUGCUCUGUUUCUCACUUGAUCGUCACUAUGACUCUGUGUAUUUGAAAGAAUUCACAAAGACGGCUGGUUAUUGCCAGUCAUUGGUAUAUGAAAUGCUCUACAAGAAUGUCUUUGGUAUGAAGGACGUUGACUAUGCUGUUGACAAAAUGCUUCAUUACAAACCACUGCGACACCGAGGGGAGUCAGGAUCUUCUGGGUCCAGGAAAUUCUUCAGUUACAGUUGCAAUAGCAUUCAACUUCAAAGGAAAGGAAUUGUUGUUGACGCUAUACUUGAUGAUGUUGAGGUAAAUGUUAGAGAUUUACUUCAAAAGGGAGUCACACCUUUUCCUUACAAAGUAGCAAAAUCCCUUGAUCCCAAUAUAUUUCGAAAUGUAGAAUUUGAUGUAUGGAUAGACUACAGAAGAGGACUACGCCAAGGCUAUUUUGGAACUAAUAAUGAGCUUCAAGUGGGAGUAAAGUGCCUAGUCAAAAUUGAAGAAAGUACAUUUGUUGGACAUAUUCAGGACAUGUCUCCAGAAAAGGGCCCAGUUGUUGUCUUUGUAGAGGAGCUUGGUGAAAAGCGCACUGUACCAUUUGAAAACUUAGAACUCUUGCCUCAGGAACCUCUCACCUUAAAGCAGAUGCCUGUGAGCCACUCAAGAAAUUCAUCAACUAUGGCUCACACAAAUAAAUGUAUUACUAAUGAAAGCAGCUCUGGAAGUACAAAACUUCGCAAAGGAAGAAGUGACAAUGAAACUAAAGGAAAGAUAUUAGAUCCUAAUGGUAUUCAAGUGUUUACAUCUACAGGGCGAAGGAGAACCACCUCUAGAAGUGACCAGAGUAGCAUUACGGAUAACAGUUGUGAUAAUUUAGGCAGAACAUGUGUAUAUCAAGAAUCAAACAUGACUAGUUUUACCAAUUAUUCAGUUGAUAGUUUCAAUCUUAAUGGAGCUUACCAUCCAUAUCAGUUCAAGCCAACCAUGGAGUUGGGUAUGAGUUUACCCCUUCAAACACACGUACUGAUGUCAGCUCAGCAACAUGGCAGUUCACAAAUUUUAAUACCAGUGAGUCCACGCCCUGAAGAUGUUCCUGCUCAUUGGCUUGCUACUAAUGACAUGUCAAGUUCAGCCGACUUGAGCUUGGAUGAAACAGCUGAAGUUUCACAUUCAACGACAGGUAUUGAAACUCCUGUAGAAAAUAUUAAAAAUCAAAUGGAAAUUGGAGCCUUAGAUGACUGUGUCAAUUACUUGCCUGAUCUUAACAUGCUUAACAUGCAAGAACCUCAAAUUAACUUCAAUGCUCCGAAGUCAGUCCUUGAUGACGGAGCUGACUUACCUAUUUCAGACAUACAAACAUUAAGAUUUUUCUACAAUCUUGGAAAUGAUGUAUACCGUGCACAAUGUAGUAUGCAAUAUGGCUGGGGAGGAUACACACAGCCAUGCACUGUGACCUCUCCUUCAACUCCAAAUCCUCCAGGAAUGUGUUCAGGAAAAUGUUUAUGUGGACCAGUUUGUAUAACGACUGUGCCAACAAUUCACCGUCUCUUAGAACCUACUACUCCACCCAGUAGUUCAAGGCGCAAAAGGAAAGACAGUAGUACAAACAUGGCGGGAGGCAAUGACAUUGAAUCUUCUGUUACCCCACCAAACUCGCAACCUCCUACAUCGACAUCUGGAACUGCUGCUACUCCACAACCUACUGUUCCUCCUAGAUUCAAAUCUAAGGGUAAAACCAAGAAGGAUGCAAAGGCACUUGAAGGACAGCCUAUUGUUCACCAACCAACUCUCCUGAUUCCUCCUGCAGAGGAAACUGGCAUGAGUGAAUCACAAAACAGCACUGUCAACAAUGAUCAAAACUCUCCAACUUUGUCUAUUCCAUACUCCCCUCCUUUCGGCUAUGUGUAUUACCCUACUAGUCCUGUUGUACCCUACUCUCCUGUGGAGUCUGAUCCUUAUUUCAGUCCUCUCAGAUUACAAUUUCCUACAGAUUACAUGCCAGACACCCCUCAAUCACCCUGUUUUUCUCUUAAUGGGGAUUUGAGUGUGUAUGGUUCUUCCCCUCAAUAUCCCAUGAUGGCUACUUCUCCUCAUUAUCUGUACCCAGCAUCACCUGGGAUAUAUGUUGGCUCUCCUCCUCCAGGGUGGAGCCCACUGACACCCACCACCCCACAACCACAGAGCUGAAAAAGAAGCCUAAGUAACAGUUGAUUGUGUCAAUAUUUUCAUAUAUAUUCAACAGUUCCUGGCAGCAUUUAUGAAAGUUACAGACCUGCACUUUAAUUAACUUUAAUUUUGUAAUCAAUUCUAUCAAUUGGUGGUGGGAGAUAAUUUCUUUCCCUUAAUUUAUUUUUAAUUCAGCUGAAGUUUGCCUUUAAGUUUCUUCUGUCUAAUCUGGACAAGUGACGUCUAUAGUUUGGUUUUUGGUUUUUCCAAUCACUUUUUGGAUUAUUUAGGUGUGCAAUCAUAGAUGCUCAGGCUGCUGUUAAAUCAAUUUGUUUAUAUGUUCAAAUCUAUAUGUCUGUUUUACAUUUCAUUGAUGUAUCAAAUGUUGUGACUAAAAAUAAUGGUAAACUGCCUUUUAUAACCUCCUUUAAGUUGUAAAAGGUAGGAUUGACUGAAAAUAAACUGAAGAUUUACAA
Frankliniella occidentalis (western flower thrips) is the source of this 3313-nucleotide messenger RNA. RefSeq lists its product as uncharacterized. The record is from RefSeq and is a predicted model, not a curated record. Gene Ontology annotation, biological process: protein deubiquitination. Gene Ontology annotation, molecular function: cysteine-type deubiquitinase activity. NCBI's taxonomy places the organism in Eukaryota, Metazoa, Arthropoda, Insecta, Thysanoptera, Thripidae. The transcript has 16 exons. Bases 309 to 2858 code for a protein of 849 amino acids.